Sinocyclocheilus rhinocerous is the source of this 1066-nucleotide messenger RNA. RefSeq names its product protein pelota homolog. NCBI's taxonomy places the organism in Eukaryota, Metazoa, Chordata, Actinopteri, Cypriniformes, Cyprinidae. Gene Ontology annotation, biological process: RNA surveillance; nuclear-transcribed mRNA catabolic process, non-stop decay; nonfunctional rRNA decay. The transcript is spliced from 9 exons. Gene Ontology annotation, cellular component: cytoplasm. Bases 179 to 1066 code for a protein of 295 amino acids. The record is from RefSeq and is a predicted model, not a curated record.
CAAUCCAUCAGCUAUCUGACGCGAACAGAAAGCGACAGUUCGAAUCGUCCGAUUCAUUCUAAAGUGGCAGAAUGUGCCACUGCUUAUGCGGAAACGUCACCAAAAUCGACGAUUAAAUGGAAUAGAACACUCACAAUCAAAUAUGCAGUUUGGUUUUGAAUAGCUAACCUUUUUGACCAUGAAGUUGGUUCAUAAAGACAUCGAGAAGGAUAAUGCCGGUCAGGUGACACUAAUACCUGAGGAAGCAGAGGAUAUGUGGCACACCUACAACCUGCUGCAGGUGGGCGACAGCCUCAGAGCCUCAACCAUCAGGAAAGUGCAGACAGAGUCCUCCACAGGCAGUGUGGGCAGUUCACGUGUGCGCACCACACUGACUUUAUGUGUGGAGACGAUAGACUUUGAUUCCCAGGCCUGUCAGCUCAGAGUCAAAGGAACAAACAUCCAGGAGAACCAGUAUGUGAAGAUGGGUGCCUAUCAUACCAUUGAACUGGAGCUCAACAGAAACUUCACUCUUGCCAAAAAAGUCUGGGACAGCGUGGUGUUGGACAGAAUUGAGCAGGCAUGUGACCCCGCUCAGAAAGCAGAUGUGGCUGCUGUUGUGAUGCAGGAAGGUCUGGCCAAUCUGGUUCUCGUGACUCCAGCCAUGACCUUACUAAGGGCAAAGGUUGAGGUCACCAUCCCCCGCAAGAGGAAAGGCAGUUGUGCUCAACAUGACAAGGCAUUGGAGAGAUUUUAUGAGGCUGUCAUGCAGGGCAUUCUUAGACACUUCAAUUUUGAUGUGGUGAAGUGUAUUCUGGUGGCCAGUCCUGGAUUUGUGAAAGAUCAGUUCAUCUCAUACCUGUUUAAAGAGGCUGUGAGGCAAGACUGCAAAAUUCUCCUGGAGAACAGAUCCAAAUUCAUGGUGGUGCACUCCUCAUCUGGACACAAGUAUUCACUUAAAGAAGUGCUGUGUGAUCCAGCAGUCACCGCCCGAUUGUCUGACACCAAGGCAGCUGGAGAGGUUAAGGCUUUGGAAGACUUUUACAAGAUGCUUCAACAGGAGCCUGAUCGAGCUUUCUAUGGGUGA